Messenger RNA from Fusarium proliferatum ET1, 1170 nucleotides. RefSeq lists its product as uncharacterized. The record is from RefSeq and is a predicted model, not a curated record. Gene Ontology annotation, biological process: lipid metabolic process. The transcript is spliced from 2 exons. NCBI's taxonomy places the organism in Eukaryota, Fungi, Ascomycota, Sordariomycetes, Hypocreales, Nectriaceae. The coding region runs from base 1 to 1170 and encodes 389 amino acids.
AUGGACCACCCAGAGCAAAGCUCAACGUCUCAAAUCGUGGUUCUCGCCUGUAGCAUCCUCGUCUGUUUCGCGAGCACUAUUCUCUUCAUCCCGAAAAGUGCAGUCCUGAACAGACUCGGCGCAGCGGUGGCCCUGAGCUGCCUGCAGCAUUCCCUUUACAUGUCCCUCUUGACAUCAUCGUUGCCUCCAGCACAAGUAACAGGCAUAUCUCUGUUCAGCUGGGGACUCUACGCCAAUGCCACUGAGCAGAUUCUGCUAUCGCGCUACGAUGCCGAUGAUGUCUUCACGGUGAAGGAAAGGCAGUUGGGAGGCCAUUUAAGCACUGUCGCCCAGUUUCUUCGUGCCGUGGGCAUGUAUUUCAGCCUGCGACGUGUUGGCUUGCGAGGGGAGGUUUCGAUGAAGCACCGGGCCCCGAUAAAUUCUGUUAGGUUUAUCACAACGAGGAUUAUCCAAUGUCUUUGCUGUUAUCUCGUCUUGGAUGCCAUAUUUCUCGCGCCGCGGCCAGAGAAGCACUUGAUCACGACAGAAAAGCAGUCACUGUUCAAGCCAACAAGCCUCACUCGCGAAGACCUAAUCUUUCGCUUUGCUACUGCCCUUGGGAAUUGGGUUAUUGGCUAUGUUUCGGUACGACUGGCCCACGGUUUAAUAGCUGCUGUAUCUGUUCUGCUUGGUUUAUCUAAGCCAGAGGACUGGCCGCACCUCAACGGGCCAAUAAGUUCAUGGUCCACUGUCCGAACAUUCUGGGGGACAUUUUGGCAUCGGCUUUUCCGCAAGGCUCUAACCGGGUGGGGGGACUUCAUUCCAGAUAAGGUUCUCCGGCUCCGUCGCGGUACGCUGUUGUCACGAUAUUUACGCUUGACAUUGGCAUUCUUCGCUUCUGGGCUUAUGCACCGCUGCAUACAUUACUUCUACCGGCUUGAGGCCGGAGAGCGGUACGAAAUGGAGACUUAUUUUCUCUUACAGCCGCUAGCAAUUAUGUUUGAGGAUGCGGUGCAGGCUGCAACGGUACACAUGCCCCUACCAAGGCCAUUACGGUGGAUAAUUGGGUUUACCUGGUUCUGCAUAUUCACCACGUGGGUGACGCCAUUGUUCCUUUACCCUACUAUGCGAGUGGCAGAUCCAGGACAGUUGCUUCCAUUUUCAGUCGUGGGCCAUCUUAUGAAGUAUUAA